AUGAAAGUCUUAGACACACCAAAAACGGCAGAUCUUAGAAAUGAUAGCUUCAUCAACAAGCUUGCGAUCGUCGCUAGUAUGAGCGGCCUGCUCUUUGGAUAUGAUACGGGUGUCGUAUCUGGAGCCAUUGUGUACAUGAGAGUCCAAAUGGACCUGUCACCGUUUCAGGUGGAAGUUGUGGUAUCAUCCACCAUCUUGGCAGCCGCCUUUUCUUCCUUUUGGGGACAUCACAUCAUGGACAAGUAUGGCCGAAAAUUCACUCUCAUGGUAGCAUCAUCGAUUUUCAUCGUUGGGAGUAUCAUUAUGGGUGCCUCCUUUGGUCCCUACCAUAAGGGUCUUACAAUGAUGGUGAUUGGAAGGAUUACAGUCGGCAUCGCCAUUGGAUUGGCAUCUGAGGCUGGUCCACUUUAUAUUUCUGAAUGUGCUCCACCACCGCUGAGAGGAAAGUUGACAACGUUAUUCAAUAUUGCCGUGGUGGGAGGUCAAGUCUUUGCUGCCAUCCUUUGUGGUGCACUGAGUUAUUUGCCAUGGAGUUACAACUGGAGACUCAUGCUUGCCUUUGGAGCUUUCCCUGCUCUUGGUCAAUUACUCGGCUUUCUUUCCUUGCCAAUCAGUCCAGCAUGGUUGGUAUUGCAAGGAAAGGAGGAAGAAGCUGAAAUCGUUCUGCGGCAAAUUCGAAUGAUUCCCGUCCAGCAAAACGAAGAUGGCGAGAUUAUUCCUGAUCCUGUCCAAAAGGAACUCAAAGAGAUUGUUGACGAGUUUGAAGAAUCCAAAAAGAAGCAACAUGUCAGCUUGUUUCGACUGUGGACCGCGUAUCCCAGUAUUCGCCGGGCCAUGAUUCUUGGAUGCAGUCUUUGGGCGGUCUCACAACUUGCCGGCAUCAACACAAUCAUGUACUACGGUGCCAGUAUUGUCCGAAAGGCCGGACUUGGUGGCGAUCGUUCCUUUGAUAUCUGGAUCACAGUGCCUCUCUACUUUAUGCAGCUUGUUGGUAUCAUUAUCUGUUACAACAUUAUUGAUCGCUGGGGCCGAAGACCUACGCUUUUGUUCAGUAUGACCUUGGUUCUGAUUGGCCUCCUAACGAUCGGAACGGGAUUUGCAACCGACAAUGGCAUUCUCACCAUUAUUGGAAUGGUAUGCUACCUCUUUGCCUUUGGUGUCGGUCUAUCAACAAUGCCGUACACCAUGAAUGCUGAAAUCUAUCCAACCGAAUACCGUGGAGUGUGUGUGGCACAGUCGACGGGUGUCUUUUGGGCGACGAAUUUCGUUGUUAGUUUGACCUUUUUGACGCUGGCCCGAGUGUUGGGCAAUGCCGGGGUCUUUUUCUUGUACGCUGGCAUUGUCUUUGUCAGUGAAAUUUAUUUCUACUUUGUGGUUCCCGAAACCAGCGGGCUGUCCUUGCAUGAAAUUCAAGCCAUCUUUGAACAAAAGCCGGAAGAAAGUGUCGGCCUCUCUGAUACGAGUACGGACGGUAUUGAAACGACAGAGUACGGAAGUACCGAUGUAUCACCGGAUGUGUCAUCGUCACCAGCAGAAAGGAAACUUCCUAUGUUUGUAUAA
This is a messenger RNA of Cylindrotheca closterium, 1560 nucleotides long. NCBI's taxonomy places the organism in Eukaryota, Bacillariophyta, Bacillariophyceae, Bacillariales, Bacillariaceae. The record is from the annotation of a GenBank genome assembly.